Messenger RNA from Ilyonectria robusta, 579 nucleotides. RefSeq lists its product as uncharacterized. NCBI's taxonomy places the organism in Eukaryota, Fungi, Ascomycota, Sordariomycetes, Hypocreales, Nectriaceae. The transcript is spliced from 3 exons. Bases 1 to 579 code for a protein of 192 amino acids. The record is from RefSeq and is a predicted model, not a curated record.
AUGGCUGACACGUCCCCGAUAACCUCGGCCUCCCACUCCUCCAGCUCUAUCCUCUCGCUCCUCCUCGACGCCCUCACCGCCGUCUUCUCUUUCCUCUACUCCAUCCGCUGGUCCCUCCGCCUCUCCCAGCUAUUAUCCUUGUUCGCCCUUCCAUUCCGCCUCAUUCUCUAUCCCUUGCGUUUCAUCACCAGCAUAUUUCUCACGCUCUUCGCUCCCGCCAUCUACAUUGUAUCAUUUGGCGUUUCCGGCGUUCAAGCCCUCGCUUCCUUCUUUGCCAGCCUUGAGCCGUUGUACACAUUUUUCGGUGCAGCAGCAGGUGUGGGCAUUUUCGCCGGCAUCGUCAUCGCCAUCUCAUCCUCGCUCAUCACCUCCCAAUUAGGCAUGCAGGACGACGACGACGCCUCCACGGAAAGGUCCAGCUCCAAGCAGGGCUCCCUUCAAGACCCUCAAAGCCGCCGUGAUUCGUCUUCUACGGAGCUCGACUGGCAAUGGCUCGACUCGCCCUCGCACCGGCGCAGACCCGCCGCUGGGUUGCUGUCGCAGACUAUUCACGAGGAGGAUGAUGAUUCUGAAUACUAA